UAUAAACAUGCUUGGGCACUUGCGCAGAAGCGCAGUUCGCGUUGGGACACGAUUGAAUUUAGUUGUAGUAUAUUCUACACUUCGGUAGUGUAACUAGCUUUAUUAUUUACUUCCUUCAACUUCUGUGUUUUAGUGUAGCGACUUUUAACAAUAGCUCUACAAUUUAAGCCAUUCAACAUAUUGAAAUUGUGGAUUUUUUCUGUGACAAGUGAUCUUAGUUACUACGAAGGAAUAUAUUGGCGAUAAACAGUAAAUCAUGAUGCUGCAUAUUUUUUUUCUAGCGAUAUUUAUUGUCAAACUUGAUCCCGCUCAUUUUCAUCCGGUGGAAGUCAGUGACACAGCUAUCGAAAUCGAAAAACAAAGGCUAGUCAAAUUUCCAGAUGAAAUUGAACUUCGACAAGAUUCCACAGCCAACGGUACAUAUUCAAAAAAUGCAAAGCUUGAUGAAGCUCAGCGCAUCCUACAGGAAAUUGACAAAAUUAAUCAUGCAUUGGGAUACGUCCGCAAACAAUCAGAGUCAUCUAAACUUCCACCUAUUUUAGAUUCAAGUCAGUACUUAUUCCCAAAACCAGCUUUGCAACCCUUUCAUCAGCAAAAUCAUCAAACUUCGGGCAUGAAGGGAGGUACCAUUUUAAUUCCUUCUAUUAGGUCAGUAGCACUGCAGCGUCAAUAUAUAACACCUCAUUCAAUCUCCAAAGGUGUAGAAAAUAAUGAACGUAUACAUCAAUUACAAACUGCUAAAGACGAUUUAACAAAAAAUAAUAAUAAAUAUAUUUUUCAACCAAAUGAAGUUAUAUUACCAGCCCCUCAAAGUGCGGAUGAGCAACGGCUACUGCCGACACACUUUGCAAUACCAGUGCGCCUUUACAAACUUAAUAAGGAAGAAUAUAUUAGUAAGAACGCACCACAAACAUUUCGUGUUAAAGGUUAUAAAAUAGUUGGCGAUGUCGAUAAUUUUUAUGGCAAAGCUAAACAAAAAAUUACAGAAACAAAUGAAGCAAAAUCUGAAAUCUCGACAAAAUAUCAUUUAUUUUUCUUUCCACGUGAGGUGGCUUUGGCACAGAAUUCAGUCGAAGAUAUUUACAAAAUCUCGCGGAUGAGAUUGGAAGGAAAACAAAACGUGCAAGAUAAUAAUUCUAGAGAAGAGAAAGGGGUCGCUAUUCCAAGGCCCUAUAAAAUACAAACAACAGCAGCAAGUAGUAGCAGUGAUAUUAGCUCAAAUGCAAAUGUUACAACACAAAUUAUUCGCAAACGUGUUAUACCGAAACCGUUAAGAGAAAACGAGUCCAUCAUUAGUGAAGCAACUAACUCUUUCAAUAACAAUAACAAUGAGAACACUAAUAAUAAUAUGAAUGUAAAUAGUAAUACAGCAAUACAUAACAACCCAAGUCAAAACACUAAUAUAUUCAAUGCAAGACCCGGUAUUCUGAAAUUCCCCAACAUUGGGAACAUCGCUCGGCCAAAUGAUCAAAAAAACAGCACACCUGGAAAUUCCAUUAAAAACGCUUUUCAAAAUAUUUUUAAACUGCCAUUUCUUCAGGAUAACAAAACCAAUAUGACGACGGGCGAGUUAGGGCAAAUUCUACAAAUGUCGCCAAACCCCUUUUUUACAACACAAGCCAACCAAAAUACGCAAACGUUUUACGAUGUUAUUGGUACAAAACAACCCCAGAAAGGAAGUGAUUACCAAUGGGAGGAUGAAGUGAAUAGUAGUGCCUCAGAGGAUGAAGAAAUUAAUUCAGCUGAACAUGAGGAAAAACACAUAUUCGGUAAUCAACAGAAUGGGGAUCAAAAAACUCAAAUGGAAGCCGUUAAGCAAGGUGGCAUAAUAAUUCAACGUCUCAAAGUACGAAAAGGUGGUAUCGCCAUCGCAGGUCCUGGUGGUGUAGCGACUGCGGGGAGCGGCGGUACGGCUAUUGUUGGUCCCGGAGGUUAUGCCCUUACACAUCCUCGCAGUUUAACAAUUGCUGGGCCGGGUGCCAAGGUGAUUGCAAUUCCUUCCAACGUAGAUUUAAAAGAUGCAUUGCAAAGAACUAAUCUGCACAAUCAUAUGAUUCCUCUUGAAGGCAAAGUUGUUGCUACUGGUCCAACUGUGUAUUAUUCUCCAUCAACCGAUCUUUGGAAAAUAUCUAGAACUCAAAUGUGGCCUUGGACCACACAGACAUCUGCAUUUUUUGUAAACCCUACAUCAUUCUUGUUUAAUUUUGAUACAACACCAAUAAACAAUCACUAUAGAGUCGAUAAUCUGUUUUCCCAACCGCGGUUGAUUGAAACAGUACAGGUUCCAAAUACAAAUGGAUAUAUUGAACCGAAGGAAAUACCAAAAUUCACAUCACAAAUACAACAAUUGACACCUAUUGCUAUCACAAAUCUUAAACAGAAUGAUAAAACUAUGGAAGCCAUUGCAAAUAAAAAGGAUUUUAAAAGUGAUGCACGGCUUUUAGAAGCAGUUAAACAAAUAAAUCCGGAAUUUGUGAUUGAGGAAAUAAUAUCCGUACCUGGCCGACAUACACAUACCGCAGUAACAUUAGAAAAAAAAACAAUCCCAAUUAAACUUUUACUGUCUUCUACGAGGUCUCCGCAAUUCGUAUCACAAAGCUCAAUGUUCGCUUCAAAGUCCACUUUAACCGAUUCAGAUGUUUCUCAUUCAAAACUAAAAUACAAGCGGAAGUUAAGUAAACAAAAAAAUGAAUCAACGGAGCAAAGAAUUUAUGAUAGUGAAGUGAAAGUGGAAGCGACAGGCCACACUGCCACUUCAGGAACCAUACCGCAAAUACCAUUCAGUAGCUAUUUUCUUCCAUAUUUAUCAAACGAUAAACGAGAUGUCAGUAAAACAGCUGCAUUAAUUUUGGAACCGCAUUCAAAAGCUAUAGUGGGAAAUGGUGGCAUAGCUAUAUCAGCACCCAUUUCAAAGGCUUUUUUGAAGCGUGGGACUCCCACCAAUGUCUACUUUAAUCCAGAAUCCGUAGCAAUAGCCGGAGUAGGUGGAAAAGCACAUGCUCAGGCCGAUUUGGAACUUGAUUUGAUAGAUUACCAGCACGCCAACAAUAUUUCAAUUCUCAAAGAAUACUCAUACCCUUACUAUGGCGGGCUACGUGGUCAAAUCUUACAAGUGGUUAGAACAAAAGAUGGACAGGACAAUAUGUUUAUCAUAAGUCCCACAGCUAUCCCUCCUGCCGACGUAAAAGCUACUUACACCAAGAAAACUAGUGUUCCUGCAUCGGAUGACGAUAUUCAACUUAACAUUCACCCAUCUACGUCCAUUGCAUUUGAACAGGAUUUCAACCGAAUACAGAUAGCAGCGGCCCGUCUCGUCGCCAUUCAAGAAGUUGCAAAGCGUAAGGGUUCCUUCAGUGCGGAAGAUAAUCGUAUUUAUGCAGAGAGUUUAUUGGAAUUGGGUCAUGCCGCACAGAAAUUAGCGAAUUUGCACCAUACGGGACAAAUUAAAGAUUUUAGUCUACUCCUACAACCCGAUUUUCAAGUUCCGCAUAAGAAACCUUUAUUUCCAUCGGAAUCAAUCUCUGUAAGUGAAACUUCCGGUGGCGAACAAAAAGUUGACGAAGUAACCGAACAACAGUUCAACGAAGAAGAUCUCCUUCCUCCAAAUACAGAGGAUCCUUACGAGGACGUCAGUGAUUCAGUAGCCGUGACUGCGCCGAAAAAAGAUGCUUCCGUUGCUGAAGCCAAACCAAUAGGACUUUCAAUUGCCGGUGAAGGUGGUGUUGCCUCAUCUAAGCCCAAUGCAAUAGCGCUCUCUGGACGUAAUGGCUUAGCAGUCUCAGCGCCUAAAGCUACUGCUAUUGCAGGUGUAUCAGCAGAAGAGGCAGCUGCUUUUAGUGUAUCAAUACCUAAUAGAAAUAAUCUGGUCAUUAAAACUGUGAAUCACGUACCGCAACGACCGGUGUAUGAUGACUACAACGAAGACUACAGUGAUGUUUUGCCAGCUCGUUCGAAAUUUACUCGUGACACGACGAUAACACAUGGCUCAUCUCUUCCUGUUGUCAGUAAAAAAACAAAGGGAGCGAGUGCAACAGAAGGUGGUAGUGGUGCUGUAUUCGCCGAUUCUUUAGUUCAACAAUGGAAAACUAUAGUAGCCGCGGACUAUUCCGCAUCAGCACGAAGUGCUCCUCAAUUGAUACCAGCAAAAUUUGUAAAAGAGUCCGUCAAAUUUCAACAAAGUUCAAUUGAUAAAAAGGACUAAUAUUUAUAUUCGUGCAUAAGUUAACAUUUAUCAAAUUUAUGUUCAAAUGCACUCUUACACUUAUUUAUAUUUUUUACAUAUAAUGAAUUACGGUGUCAUUUCGUUGCUCUAAUAAAAUAACUCUCAUAUUGUUCUCUGGCAUUAAAAACUGAACUUCGAAUUAUAAAAACUGGUUUAAAGUAAGCUUUUUGCACUGUUUUUUAUUAUUAUUUACUAGCUGACUCGGCGGCGAAGUUUCUU
Zeugodacus cucurbitae (melon fly) is the source of this 4441-nucleotide messenger RNA. RefSeq lists its product as uncharacterized. Bases 257 to 4201 code for a protein of 1314 amino acids. The transcript has 6 exons. The record is from RefSeq and is a predicted model, not a curated record. Lineage: Eukaryota; Metazoa; Arthropoda; Insecta; Diptera; Tephritidae.